Molecule: messenger RNA, 3297 nt
Organism: Dreissena polymorpha
Lineage: Eukaryota; Metazoa; Mollusca; Bivalvia; Myida; Dreissenidae
Product: calcium uptake protein 3, mitochondrial-like
Exons: 16
Coding region: 16-1359 (447 amino acids)
Biological process (GO): calcium import into the mitochondrion; mitochondrial calcium ion homeostasis
Cellular component (GO): uniplex complex
Molecular function (GO): calcium ion binding
Source: RefSeq, a predicted model, not a curated record
GUAAGUAAAUAUUUUAUGCAAGUAAUUAUUAACAAGACCUCUGUACGCAUGCGCUUUCAACUGUAUCAAUUUAUGGUUCCCGGCGAAUCGAUGAGAUGCAGCACAAACGCAAGAGUAAACGAAAACCGUAGUCUUAAAGUAGGCCAGCCGAAAACCUUUCGAGAGGUGAGAUUUGAGCAGUUUGCAUCAGUGCAGUAUGAGGGCAUUAUCUACAUGACUCCACAGGAUUUCCUCGAGUCAGUCACAGAUGAUGUCCCAAGACAUACCAAAAAUGGAUCUUCUGCACGUAUUGGCCGUACCAGGCUGAGGAAAGAGGACAUAGAGACAUGGCUGAAGAAUACGCCUGCCAAGAGACGGGGAUCCAGAACACUGUUCAGAUCCAUGCAUAACAAGGGUCUGAUUUCCUACACAGAAUACCUGUUCUUGCUGUGUGUACUGACAAAGCCCCAGUCUGGUUUCCGGAUCGCGUUCAACAUGUUUGACACUGACGGGAACCAGAUAGUUGACAAGAAGGAAUUCCUUAUGUUGGAAUCCUUCUUCACCCUUCCACCCAGUGAGCGCAAGUUUGUGCCUAGAGAAAAAAUGCACCUUCAGUCUUUACUAGACGUAGGUCAUGGGGUGAAUCUAGAAGGUGUGUUCAGUAAGGGUAAUGGGGACGCAGCACCAGUACCAGCUGUAACUGCGGACGAAAAUGACUCCCAACCUAAACUACGAUCCAGAAGAGGACCAGGUAGUGUUGAGCCAAUUCAAGAUACGACUCUACUCGUCCAUUUCUUUGGCCGCAAAGGAAAUGAUGUCCUCAAGUUUGAUGACUUCCACAAGUUCAUGACCCACCUGCAGCUCGAGAUUAUAGAGCUCGAGUUCCUGGAGUUCUCAAAAGGUAUGCAGACGAUCUCAGAGACAGACUUCGCUCGCAUUCUUUUACGCUACACCAGCCUUGACAAGACGGACAUCAAUGAGUGUCUUGAACGCGUUCAGAAAAACACACCUGAAGAAAAGUCCACGGAAAAGAAGGGUAUCACGUUUGAGGAAUUCUGGGAGUUUUCUCAGUUUAUGAACAACCUGGACGACUUCACCAUUGCAAUGAACAUGUACACCUAUGCUGAGCAACCCGUCUCCAAAGAGGAGUUCCAGAGAGCUGUGCUGAUCUGUACUGGCUCCCCCCUGAAACCCCACAUUGUGGACACGCUGUUCAACAUCUUCGAUGUUGACGGAGACCAGCACCUCAGCUACAAAGAGUUCAUAUCCAUCAUGAAGGACCGAAAGUACCGAGGCAACAGGUCUCACAUGCAGCCGAUGCCUCAUACCUGGGAUGCCUUCAAGAGUUGUGUCAAGUCAGAGAUGAAGUCCUACAUUUGAAUAGAUCACAUGCUCCAUACACUUGGGCCUGUGUAAUCAAAAAGUCUUGGUUGUAACCACCUGGUACAUGUUAAAUUGAUAGCCUUCCUUGGCUGCUGAUCUGUCUUUUUUAAUACAUUGAGUUUUUUUGCAUAAAAAGAAGAAUAGUAUUUGAACAAAGGGUUGGUUGUUCGAUUUGACUGUGUAGAAUAGUUAAACUGUAUUAUGUGAAGAUCUAUGAUACUUCUUGGCAAGGUACAUACGGGGACUUAAUUCAUGUUUCAAUUGUGCUUUGGGUAUUUGAACUAAAUGUUGGUAUUACAUGUACCAUUUGACUGAUAAGCAUAAUUUUGUUUUAUAAAUAGUAAGAGAUCUGAUAUGCUUGACAACGCCCUUAUGACAGGAUAAUUUAAUUAGAAAGCUUUUGUAUAAUUAAUGGUGUAUUAUGACUAUUAUCUGAUUUUGUUGCCUACUCUAGUACUACUAAGAAUAUACAUAUUAAAACAUGUCUGAUGUUAAUAAGUAAAGGAAGUUCCUGUUUGUAAGGAAUUUACACAAUGCACUUGGCAAUUUGCUUGUUCACUAUCUUAAGUAAAUAAACUAAAAAAAAGAUUUAAUGUAAAACAAUAACAGCAUUUUAUAACUGAAAAUAUAGUAUAUCAUGUUUACAUCUAAUAAUUACGAAUUCUAAAUUCUAAAUUAGAAUACUUCAGGCAUUUAAAGGGACCUUUUCACGAUUUGGUAUAUUGACAAAAUUGAAAAAAGUUGUUUCAGAUUCGAAAAGUUUCGUUUUAGUUAUGAUAUUUGUGAGGAAACAGUAAUACUGAACAUUUACCAUGGUCUAAUAUAGCCAUUAUAUGCAUCUUUUGAUGAUUUAAAAACCUGAAAAUUAUAAAGCGUUGCAACGCGAAAAGUUUAAAUAAUUUGGAGAGUUCUGUUGUUGUCGUUUAAUUUUGUGAAACUACGAAGAUUGCUUAUAUAAAGUAUAAAAUACGUCACCCAUAUAUAAUUGGCAGGAUGGCCGAGCGGUCUAAUUGGUAUUUACUCCAGGAUUCCGGGGGUCACUGGUUCGAGCCCUGCUGCGGGCUACCUUUUUUGUCCUUUUUUAGCUCGACUAUUAUAUAUGAAAUAUAUAUAGUGGAGCUAUCCUACUCAACCCGGCGUCUGCGUAAGCGUCUGCGUUAGCGUGCAAAUGUUAAAGUUUUCGUACUACCCCAAUUAUUUUCAUUGUCCCUUGACAUAUUGCUUUCAUAUUUUGCAUACUUGUUGACCAACAUGACCCCAACCUAUAAACAAGAGCAGACAACUCUAUCAAGCAUUUUGUCAUAAAUAUGGCCCCUUUUCCACUUAGAAUAUGCAGCAAAUGUUAAAGUUUUCGUACUUCCCCAUUUAUUUUCAUUGUCCCUUGACAUAUUGCUUUUAUAUUUUGCAUACUUGUUUACCAACAUCACCCCAACCUAUAAACAAGAGCUGACAACUCUAUCAAGUAUUUUGUCAUAAUUAUUGCCCCUUUUAUACUUAGAAUAUGCAUAUUAUUGAUAAAUCUAUGUUAAAGUUUGCGUACUACCCCAAAUAUUUCCUAUAUCCUUUGACAUAUUGCUUUUAUAUGUUAAAUACUUGUUUACCAACAUGACCCCAACCUAUAAACAUGACCCCAACCUAUAAACAAGAGCAGACUAUCAAGCAUUAUCAAGAAUUUUGACAUAAUUAUGGCCCCUUUUACACUUAGAUAAUUGAACAUUUUGCUUAAAAUGCCAUAACUUCUUUAUUUAUGAUCACAUUUUAUUAUUACUUUGACAAAACAACACUUACCUGAAUACCACAAUGGAUUCCACCCAAACACCACACCCCACAUUAUACCGCCCUCUCACCCACGACCCCCCCCCCCCCCAAUUAUUUUUUCUUUUUAAACAUCAUCUAAUAAAUUACCCCACCUGACAUUAUACCCCCCUACCCCCC